AUGCCCCCUGCUUAUGAUGAUGAAGCUGAUUAUGAAUACCAUGAUGAGGUCCCAGAAUUCCAAGACGAGGCGGAAUUUGACGAUUAUAUGAAUGAUGAAGAAUAUAACCUCAUGAGUGAGAUGUUUCCGCGUGCCACAAAGGAACUGACAGAUUACCAAGGCUGGGACAAUUUGAAGGUAAAGCUGGCAAUUUUUGACCAUGAGUUUGACUAUGAAGAAGCCAUGAUUGACUUGAAAAGAACUUUGAAGAAAAAGAAAACAGAAAAGCCCCAGCCAAAAAUGUCUGCUUUAGAACGACUGGCAAGAGAUAGAGCUAAGAAUUUUAAAAAAACCCAAGAAACAUCUACUGAUGUUCCAACUCGACUCAACAAGCUAUCAUCUCUGCAACGGCAAACGAAAGACACCGCAUCGCAUGCGUCGUCACCUGCAUCCCGACUUGCUCACCUAGCAGCAUCGACUAGAAACAAACCGAGCCAAAAGUAUAGCGGUCCCACGUUGUCCGCGGACACAGAGAAAAAUUCUAAUGCACUGGUCGAGCCGAGAAACACAGGUUCUUCUUCUAAAAGUAGGAUGACCUUGGUAUCGAGGCUCUCUGACCUACGAAAGACUCACCGUAAAGAUCAUAGUGCCGCUGAAAAUGUGUCUGUGGAAGAGACAACCAAACCAGAGUUCAAAGCUGUACCGAGACUCACGCCUGCAAUUUCACAAGAUUUGGGGUUUGGCGAACUUACAAAAAACUACAAUCUUCUCCACUUUUCUUCGCAACCAUCAGAAGAAGUCGAACAUCUUCAUAUCACAAAAAUAGUAGUAGGAAGUGACGCAGGACCCGUAGUCCAAGAUUCAAGGUUGAAGCGCAAGCACAGUGAGGUAUUUUCCGUGUAUUAUCCCGAUACUAACAAACAAACAGCAAAACGCCAAGCUCUGAAUAACUUCCAGAAAAAAAGUCCCGAUGAUGUUGUUAUGGAAGCUCAAAAACGUGCAUUUGAAGCUACCAAAGGCAUCGAGUCUCUUUCUCUCGACAAAUCUAAUCCCGCUAAUGUGUCGAAGGGGAAUGCAGUGCCCAAGAAUUCUCUAUCCGAGGAUGAGGAAGAUGACAGGCCUUUUGAAGCUGAACCCAAAAUUCGUACUUACAAGAAGGCAACGGUCGCAACAAAACCUAAGAAGCCCGUUGACCUCCAAGCAUUUAUUGCUAGCAAGAAGCCACACCUCAGUUUUGUUGUCAUAGGUCACGUAGAUGCAGGUAAGUCUACCCUAAUGGGCCGUCUACUUUAUGACGUUGGCGCUGUUGAUAAUAAACUGAUCAGGAAGCUGAAGAGAGAAAGCGAAAUGAUCGGUAAAUCGUCGUUUCAUUUAGCUUGGGUAAUGGAUCAAACUGCGGAGGAAAGAAACCGCGGAGUUACGGUUGAUAUUUGCACGAGCGACUUUGAGACUGAGCAUGCUACAUUCACAAUCGUGGAUGCCCCUGGUCACAGAGAUUUUGUUCCCAAUGCUAUAGCUGGUGUGAGUCAGGUGGAUGUUGCUGUCCUCUCCAUCGAUUGUAGUACGGAUGCAUUCGAGUCAGGCUUUAAUCUGGAUGGCCAAACUAAAGAGCACACUCUACUUGCCAGAAGUCUUGGUAUUAGACACAUUGUGGUAGCUAUGAAUAAGAUGGACAGUGUAGAUUGGUACGAAGGGAGGUUCACUGAUAUUAAGUUUGAGUUGCUGCAGUUUUUCGAGGACAUUGGUAUCAAAAGCGAACAAGUAAGCUGGGUGCCUUGUAGCGGCCUAUCUGGUGAAGGUGUUUACAAGACCAAGUAUCCUGCGGGACAAACUUGGUAUAACGGCCCCUCGCUAGUCGAGUCUUUGGAGGAAAUCUCAAAAGUCUUUAGAGUCAGUGACCAUCAUGACAUUUUGGAGAAACCGUUUCUUUUUUCCAUAUUAGACGUUGUACCAGGUAGCAAAGGCAACGACGCAAUCCUCUCUGGUAAGGUAGAGUCGGGUAGUAUACAAGGCGGAGAAACAAUAACAAUUUUUCCUUCGGAGCAAAGUGUAGUGGUGGACCAGAUUUUGACAGGCAAUGCGCAAACACCGACCCCUGCCGCUAUAAGAGGUGACUUUGUGAGUGUGAAGGUUCGCAAUGCAUUUGUUGACGAUAUUCAAAGUGGCGACAUCGCUGCUGUUGUUGGUUAUGACAUCGGCAGUGCCCAGGAGUUUUCAGCCCAACUCUUAACGUUCAAGUUGGAUAGGCCAUUGCUACCAGGAACGCCAUUCAUGUUUUUCAGAGGAAGUUGCGAACAGCCCGCCAGAGUCAAGAAAUUGAUUUCACUAGUGGAUAAGGCGGAUCCCGCAAGAGUUGUCAAGAAAAAGGUAAAACAUCUUGGUUCCAACCAAGCUGCAGUUAUAGAGAUCGAGCUCGUAGAGAAGAAGAGGAGGAUUCCAAUGCUGACCAUUGAACAAAACAAACAUUUAGGUAGAAUCGUGCUGAGAAAAGAAGGAAGGACGAUCGCUGCUGGUGUUGUGAAAACCCUUGAAAUGUAA
Messenger RNA from Lachancea dasiensis, 2517 nucleotides. NCBI's taxonomy places the organism in Eukaryota, Fungi, Ascomycota, Saccharomycetes, Saccharomycetales, Saccharomycetaceae. The record is from the annotation of a GenBank genome assembly.